UCAAUUAAUUUUAUGAAAAUCGAGAGAAGCUUACAAUUUUCUUCAAAUUUACCAAUAAAAAGGAUAAAAUUUAUAAAUAAUUUACCACCAAUUAUAUCCACAUAACAUGUGCUAUUAGUUUUUGUUAAAUUAAGUUGAUUUACUAAAUAGCAUUGUAUAAAAAUUGGCAAAAGCGCGUGUGGUGUGGAGUUAUCUCCCACAAACAAUCUCACAAAAUGUCAACAUUACGUUUGCCGCGUUAAACAAAAAAAAACCAUAUAAACUCCCUCGGUUUAACUAUUUUUUCAAGUUAAACAUUUUUAUGAAGAAUUAACGCGUCGUUUUUGAUUUGUUAUAACUUUUUUAAUUAAAAGCAUCAAAUUGUUUUAUGAAUUUGAAAGAAUUGCGGAUAGACUAAACAAAUAAGGGCUUCUUGCAAAAAACGAAAAAAAAAAAAACAAUGACCAACAUGAAGCAAGAUUUUGAUGCUGAUCAAUUUGAGACUCGUUUGGAACACUUAAAAGACACACAAGAUGGAAUACAACAAAUGUCUGCUUGGUGUCUCCAUCAACGAGCUCAUCAUAAAAAAGUUGUUGCUAGCUGGUUAAAUGUUUUUAAAAAAGUUCGCGUUGAACAUCGGUUAGUUUUAUUUUAUUUGGCAAACGAUGUGAUCCAAUAUAGCAAACGGAAACGAUAUGAAUUUGUUGAAAGUUGGGCGACAGCUCUUCAAAGAGCUACAACAAUGGUCAGAGACGAUAAAGUUCGAAAUAAAAUAUUUCGUAUUUUUAAAAUAUGGGAACAAAGAGGCAUUUACAGUGAGGAAUACCUUAGUGACUUAAGUGGCCUGCUGAGUAUGAAUAUUUCGAAAAAAUCUCAUGCAUCCAAUAACGCAGAGGUCAUUCCUGAUGAAUUUCAAAGCUCUGCAUUGAUCUCAAAUAUAAGAGAAUGCGUUGAAUUGUCAACGGCAACAGACAAAAGUUUUAAAAACUUGCCCAAGGCACCUAAUUGUGAUAUUGAAAACAUCAAAACGGCUCUUAAAGAUAAGAGUCAUUCGGAUGAUGUCGAACAAGAACUUGAGAGAUAUGUAGCGAGCAUAGAGAAACAAAGAAAACAUUUGGCAGCUGAAAUUAAGAGUCGAAAAGCUGUAUUGGCGAAUUUAGAAACGGCAAUUACGUUCUAUGCAAGUCAAAGGGGAGAAGUGAAAGUCGUAGUCAGUGCUUAUAAAAACUUUGGUAGUAGAAUAAAACUGGUGAAAAAGAAGCUGGAUGAAAUUACACCUAAUUUACCGAGUCCUAUACCAUCACCAGAUAUUAAUGCGCCAUCACCGGAACCAGAUUCUGAUAUAAACUUACCAGACGAACAAAGUCCGUCUAUGAAUAUUUUUAAAAGUGCGUUUAAUGGAUAUACAAGUUAUUUAGAUGGUAAACUUCCAUUUGAUAUAAACGAUUUUAAAAGAGAUGACAGUCCAAAAGUCCCUAAUGCAUUAACAGCAAGUCAACCAAUUGAAGUAAUUGCCAGCAGAACAGAUUCUGAUGUCCUUGAUGAUAGUUUCAGUGGCCCGGGGUUUUACAAGCCCGAACCAAUCAAUUCAAUGGCCUCAAUCAACCCAUAUUCUGCGAGCACAAUAACACUACCCAUGCCGACAGGUCAGCCAGAAUAUUCAUCUCUAGCAAGACCAACGUCAUCCAAUUAUGUAUCUCCAUCACUGUCCUAUGGUGGAGGGCAUACAUCAAAUCGCUACAAUCCAAUGGUGCCUAAUUACGCCAGCGAUUCUAGUUAUAUCUCAAAUUCAUCAAAUAACAGCUAUGACGCAAGCAUGCCAUUAAUGCCACCACCAAUGCCACCAUCUCUUGGUGGCAACGGGUCUCAAAGUGAUGACUUCAAUUCAACAUGGGAUUUGGAUAUGUCAUGGACACCGCUCGACUCAUCCAAUCAAUUUAAUCAUUGCAUCGAUACGCCAAUAUCACCGGGACAUUUCGAUCAAGAAAGUAUACUCGACGAUAGUGUGGCAGAGUACGAUGAGCUGGAAAAUGACAUUAUGCCAAUGCAAGAUGUUGAUCAUCGUCAACUGCAUCUGCCGGUUCCAGUUGCACCACCUAUUCUACCGAACCUAGGGCCAAAUAAAUCACGUCAGCUGGAUAUUGACCAUAGAAAUCUUAUAUCACUGACUGGGUCGCCGAGGUGUAGGGAGAGGGACAGCGAUGAUAAAUAUAAGAGGGUUAAUAAGACUUGGGUGGCACCAUCCAAAGACAAGGAUUUCCGGACACCGAUGUCAGUAAACCCGCCUGUUAAACCACCCCAAGAACAACAGCCCCAACCACAGCCCCCCAAGACAGCAGAUAUUGAUUAUCGAACGUUGUCUAAUUCAUCCACGACUGAAAACAAAGCUUUAGCUGCCCCAGCACCACCGAUUCCACCUCUACAGCCACCUCCAAUGCUAACAGGCCUAUUAUCUUUUCCUCAAGUUCUUAUGGCACCGCCUACUGAAGUGAAAGAAGACACUCAACCCCAAAAAGAUACUGCAGUUACAGGUCGAACAAGCGAUGAACCGGGUUACGAUCCCAGUGAUAUGGUUGAAAGUAUCGAUAUGGAUAUGUCUGAUGAAGAUUUGGAAGAUAUUUUAAGAGAAGUAGCAUCAGAAGAUAGGCAGAAAGCGCUAAAGGAAAAAGAAAAGGAACUGGAACAAAAACAAAAACAAGACAAAUUACCAGAGCCAAAUCAAGGACAACAAGAUGGAGAAGAAAAUAAAAGAGAAGAACAAGAUGAAGAACAAAAUAGUCAAGAACCACCAAGUUCUGAAGAAUACGAUGCAAUAUCGAAUAACGAAGAGUAUAUUCCCGAAGAACCAACAGAAGAAGAAGAAAUGAAUAACACUGCUGGGAUGCCAACAAAACCGUUCUCAUAUCGAGAUAAUCUAAUACCAGUUGCUAAUAAUAGGCCACCCUUAUUAGACACACCCCCUACACCGAAUAACAAAAUCUGGGAUAAUCAGCAGCCGGCACAUGUGAAUCCUUUCUCGCGGACACCAUUCGACGAUCAACAGCCUCCAAACAACGGAAUGCAUAACAAUAUGAUGCGACCGCCAAUGAAUCCAUGGAAACAACAACAACAACAACCUCGAAUGCCUUUUCAUAUGCAACAACAACAACAACAACAACCACAAGACAACUUUCAACAACAAAUGCCACAUCAGGGUGGUAAUUUCCAUCAAUCUGGUGAAUUUCAUCAGCCUGUUGACUUUCAACAACACCGGCAGCAAUUUCAGAGGUUUCCACGUAGUCCAUUUCAACAAUCACCUCGAAACUUUAAUCCUCAUCAACCUCAAAGUCAUUUUCGUGGUUCACCCAGACCGCCCCGGGGCAACCCAUUCUUCUCACCUCGCGGCCGUGGUGGUGGACCUGGUGGACCACCAGGUGGCGGCGGCGGACCAGCUCCACGCGGUAAUAUGUUUCGUGGUAAAUUUCGAGGGAAUGCCUGGCAUUAAACAAUUAUUCUCAUUGCACAUUAAACAACUAUUCGUUUGCGUCGUAAGAAAUUAGUUUGUAAGAGUUCCAUAUUAAAAUUUAAAACCGUUUAACUAAAUCAUACGAAAAAGAGGACAAGAUCCCAAUGUUGUAAUUAUUAUUAUUAUUAAAUUAGAAUUUAUAUUAUUUAAACAAAAAAUAACAA
Messenger RNA from Episyrphus balteatus (marmalade hoverfly), 3648 nucleotides. Its product is annotated as regulation of nuclear pre-mRNA domain-containing protein 2. Lineage: Eukaryota; Metazoa; Arthropoda; Insecta; Diptera; Syrphidae. The record is from RefSeq and is a predicted model, not a curated record. Gene Ontology annotation, biological process: mRNA 3'-end processing. Gene Ontology annotation, cellular component: RNA polymerase II, holoenzyme. The transcript has 13 exons. Gene Ontology annotation, molecular function: RNA polymerase II complex binding. The coding region runs from base 440 to 3463 and encodes 1007 amino acids.